AGUUGACUUCCGGUUGUCAGUACAGCGGGAUGCGCUUCGCCGCACAGGAAUCGUCACUCAAGACAGUCAAUUGCUCUUAAGGAUUAUCGGGGACAAAUUCUCAAGAAUUCUCAUUGCGCUCCAGAGAACGCUCCGGAUUUCAUUCUCAGUGGCUAACAGUCGCUGAUUUUCGCUGCCGCACCAGGAAGCGCGGCAUCACCUCACCGUCGCCGGUACCUCGACGAACCGGGAGGCGGCGGAAGACCAGGGCCACACACGCCGAGGAGGAAAGGAGGGCUGUCGGCCGGUAUCCUAGUCUCAUCGGGCAUCCGACCACCAGCCGGCGAUGCCUGCACCGACGUCAGCGGCGGGUGCGGCCAGCGAGGGCGGCCCGCGCAGCGAACUGCAGGAGUUACAGCUCAAGGCCGGUCAGACCACGGAUGAGUCUCUGGAGAGCACGAGGCGUAUGCUGAUGCUAUGCGAGGAGAGCAAGGAGGCUGGCAUCCGCACUCUGGUCGCACUCGACGACCAGGGAGAACAACUGGACCGAAUCGAGGAGGGCAUGGACCAGAUUAACGCCGACAUGAGAGAAGCCGAGAAGAAUCUCACUGGAAUGGAAAAGUGCUGCGGCCUCUGCGUUCUUCCCUGUAACAAAGGCGCCAGCUUCAAGGAGGACGAGGGCACGUGGAAGGGCAACGACGACGGCAAGGUCGUGAACAACCAGCCGCAGCGGGUAAUGGACGACCGCAACGGUCUCGGGCCGCAGAGCGGUUACAUCGCCAAGAUCACGAACGACGCGCGCGAGGGGGAGAUGGAGGAGAACAUGGGCCAGGUGAACACGAUGAUCGGCAAUCUGAGGAACAUGGCGAUCGACAUGGGCAGCGAGCUCGAGAAUCAGAAUCGGCAGAUCGACAGGAUCAAUCGCAAGGGCGAGUCGAACGAGACGAGGAUACAGGUGGCCAACGAGCGAGCCCAUCAGCUACUCAAGUAAGAGGCCCCACACUCUCUGUCGACCACCCGCACCCCGUCGGCCGCCACGAGCAUCACUACCAUCACCCUCCACCACCAACAACAACAACAACACAACAGCAACAACAACAGUAACAACACCAGCACAAUUACACCCGACAGUCCACUCGAUUCUUUGCUCACGGUCUGUUUUACUCGCGUUUCGUUUGUUAGACGCGUCCGCCCACUUGUUGUUUUUCUAUAUUCGCGUUUAUCGAUAUCUAGCUCGAUAUCGAUAUUAUUUAAGUUUAACCCUAAACUUGAAAGCGAGUCCUGCAAGAUUACGCGAGUUGCAGUUUUCCUCAUUGGUUAGAUAUUAUGAUUUCCCCCUCUUUUUGUAGAUAAAAUAAGAAAAUAAUGUAAAUUGAAAAUUUAUAUGUUGCUGACGACGCGAAUGUCUAAAAGUCGUCGUGAAGCGACUUGUAUAAAAGAGUUUCUAGUUUUUCAGAUGCCUCUUGGACAUUCGCGUUAUCCUGAUUAUCCUUUUUAAGUUAUGUGAGUGAAGAGUACACUCGUCGUAAUUUACUUUAUUAACGGUGCAGUUGAAGAAAUUAAAAGAAAAAAAUAAAUAAAUAAAUAACUUUGAAACAUUUAUUACCAAUACAAGUAUGUUUUACUUUUCCUUUUUAGCUCUUAGUUUACUUUUGCAAGUUUAGGGUUAACAUACCGAUGUAUCGCAAGAGCGCGUUACGAAAAAAUCCGGAGAUUAAAUUUGAUUUUUGUUUUAAAAUCUCCGAGUGUCCGAUGUGAAUUCCUGAUUAUAGCGUCAGCGACAGAUCUAAUUUAAUUUCCGCUGGAACACUUCGAUUCUCGUCAGUCCAUUUCUGCAACUGGAAGUUAAAUUUAAUCUCCGAAGUAGACUCUUUGUCCUUACGGCGGCGAUAAUCCGCCGGUGAAGCUUCUGGUUCGAAACAAAAACAUCUCGAGCAGCGGUGCGGCUAAUCGGCAAUUAAAGCUGGGUGAAAAAAAAUUUAAUUUGAGACCAGCAGCUUCAUUGUACCGAUCACAACGAAGUGCCGAUGGAAUUUUUCUCUAGCGAGGCGUAAAAUGUCGCGUAUCGUGUAGCUUAAAAGACGGGGCUGUGAUACUUGAUAUCCGGUUUUAAAAGCGAGCAGCUUCGUUCUUUGCCGACAGAGUUUAGCGUUAAUUAACGGUGGAAUUUAAAUUAAAAAAUAUAUAUAUAUAUAUAUAUCUCGUUGAUCACACAUAAUAUAUACACACACACAUGCUGGAGAUUAAAUGCAGCGAUUACUUUAAUCCUCUCAAUUCAGUCGACUCUGGAGAUCGCGAACGUAAUUAUAUUGGAAAUAUAAAUAUAUUAAAAAAAAAAGGAAGGAACAAGAUCAUAGUACAAACAUCAUUACACUUAUCUCCUUAGCGAGACGGUUCCGAGUACUCGUGUAAACUUUAUUUAUUGUCUCAUUAUUAAAUAUUACCGGUCUCCGAUUACAAUUUACGGAGCGCCAAUUCAAUAUAGCGAUAACACAUCACUUUACGAGCGAAAGGAGCGACACAUUAAUCUCCCUCCCUCAAAUCUCCCAAGCGCGGAGGGCCUCGUUGUUUCCUUUGACCAAAAAAAAAAAAAAAAAAAAAA
Molecule: messenger RNA, 2581 nt
Organism: Linepithema humile (Argentine ant)
Lineage: Eukaryota; Metazoa; Arthropoda; Insecta; Hymenoptera; Formicidae
Gene: Snap25
Product: Synaptosomal-associated protein 25kDa
Biological process (GO): synaptic vesicle priming; synaptic vesicle fusion to presynaptic active zone membrane; exocytosis
Cellular component (GO): plasma membrane; SNARE complex
Molecular function (GO): SNAP receptor activity; syntaxin binding
Source: RefSeq, a predicted model, not a curated record